GUGAGCCUCCGGUCGCUCUCCCAAGUUCUAGUCAAACUUGCCGUAAUAUGAUAUCAAAAUUCACGUCCAAGCAUAGCCAUUGGUUACAAUGGGUCAGCGCUAUGGCAGCUCAACAGAUGCUAUUCGUCGGCGGGUUGAUGCUGGGCUGGUCAUCACCGUACCUGGCUCAAUUGACAGCCCCGGAUUCACCACUGCCCAUAACAACAGACGAAGCGUCUUGGGUAGCAUCGCUGAUCAGCAUGGGUCGGUUAUUAGGAGCCGUUCUUGGAGCAGUCAGCGUUCAAUAUUUCGGAAGUAAAAGAACGCUGAUCUUGAUCGGUUUCCCAUUCAUCCUCAGCUGGAUUUGCCUCAUCGUUGCGAAUUCCGUAGUUUGGCUGUACGUGGCGAGGUUCUCCUCCGGAGUGAGUAUAGGCAUGGCUUUCAGCAGCUUUCCCCUUUUCAUCGGAGAAAUUUCAAGCCCUACGAUUCGAGGAGCGUUGGUGACCCUUUCGACGACUGGACUGCCGGUCGGAACGCUAGCUGGCAAUAUAAUCGGUGCCUACAUCUCGAUGGCGAUCUUCUCCUACAUCAGUCUUGUGCCUACCGUCUCUUUCAUCAUCCUCUUUCUCUGGUUACCGGAGUCUCCUCAUCAACUCGUUCGCAAGGGGAAACUCGAAGCUGCAGAGAAGUCGAUACUCAGAUACAACCCAAAGGCAGACGUCAAAGUCGAAGUAGCCGCACUUAACGAUUUUAUAACCAGCUCAAUCGCUCUGACAUUCAUGGAUCGACUGCGAGAAUUUAAUAUACCGCGAAAUCGGAAGGCUGGUAUCAUCGUCGUCCUCUUGUACACGUUCAUGCAAUUUAGCGGAUUAAACAGCGUGACAUUUUACAUGGAGAUCAUCUUGACUGAUGCCAAGCUGACCAUCAUCGACCCUGCUAUGAUGGUCAUAAUUCUUGGGGCACUCGGAAUCGUUGCCGGAUGGCUCGCGAUGUACAUGGCCGAUAGGUUAGGUCGGAAGAUUUUGAUGGCCGGCUCGAGUCUCGGAGUAGCGUUGUCCAUGGUGGCCCUUGGAGUGCAUUUUAUUCUUCUCGGACAAGGCUUUGACCCCGAGUCAUUGCAAUGGCUGCCAAUACUAUCCCUGGUAAGUUACCAGGUGUUUGUCUAUCUGGGAGUGACACCCGUUCCCAGUAUGAUUCUCAGCGAGAUAUUCGCGCCCAACAUAAAAAGCAUGGCAGCUUGCUUGGCAAGCAUUUCUGCGGGAUUGACUGGAUUCAUUUCCUCUAAGACUUAUCAACCGCUAGUAGAUGUUUUUGGCGAGGCAUACGUCUUUUGGAUUCAGGCAGCGAUAAUGGUUAUUGCAAUGAUAUUCACGCUGGUUGUCGUGCCGGAAACGAAGGGAAAAUCGUUACAAGAGAUUCAGCAAUUGCUGAUGAACAAGUAAAAUCUCACA
Molecule: messenger RNA, 1430 nt
Organism: Diprion similis
Lineage: Eukaryota; Metazoa; Arthropoda; Insecta; Hymenoptera; Diprionidae
Product: facilitated trehalose transporter Tret1-like
Exons: 2
Coding region: 48-1421 (457 amino acids)
Biological process (GO): transmembrane transport
Cellular component (GO): membrane
Molecular function (GO): transmembrane transporter activity
Source: RefSeq, a predicted model, not a curated record